UCUUUCGCUACACAGAAAGCGGUUCACUCGGAGUCGACUAUCAGCAACGGGCCAACAGCGGACAGACUGGUGAUUGUAUGCGCGGAACCACCACCCAAAACUCUAGGGAGGUCCGGUCCGAUGCUGGAGUGCGCGCUGCAAACGAUAUGACAAGCAGCUUCAUCUCGCGCGCCGUCUUUAGCUGAUGGGCCGACAAUAACAACUUCAUCAUUCCAUUUCGAACCGUCCUGGUCGCCGUUGUCGUCGUCGAGUGCUAAAGUGUCCAUCAGUGAGAUCUUAUUUGGUUGAUUGUUAAGAUGAGUGACAAGUGCAAAUGUGGUCCCGGUUAUGCAACGCCACUGGAUGCCGUUCGGAAUGGUCCGGUGGAGCAGCUGCUGUACGUGGUCUGCGUACAACCGAACCUCGACGAGGAGCACGGUGACUAUCUGGCGACGGUUGAUGUGGAUCCCGCCAGUCCAACUUACUGUCAGGUCAUCCACCGUACGUACACGAACAGCAAAGGGAACGAGCUGCAUCACAGUGGGUGGAACACUUGCUCGAGCUGUCACGUCGUGAAGGAUGCUGGCAAACCGGUCCCGGUCAGAGAUCGCAUGGUACUGCCGUGUCUGAAUUCGGAUCGCAUCUUCAUCGUGGACACGGGAAGUGAUCCGCGAGCACCGAAGUUGGUGAAAGUGAUCGAAGGUGAGGUGCUGAAGUCGGUCAACUGUACGGCACCGCACACUACCCACUGUCUACCGAACGGGAACAUUAUGGUUUCGGUAAUGGGUGAUGGCGAAGGUAAUGCACUCGGUGAGUUCGUGGAGUUUGAUAAAAACUUCGAGCUCGUGGGCCGCUGGACUCGCGGGGAACGGAAGGCAGCUUGUGGGUACGAUUACUGGUAUCAACCGUACUUUAACGUGAUGGUCGCUUCGGAAUGGGGCGCACCGAAGCUGUUCCGUCGUGGAUUCCAUCCGACGGAUUGUGACGAUCCGACGCAGUACGGUAGCCGGUUGAACUUUUACCGCUGGCAGGAACGGGAACUCUUCCAAACGCUCGAGCUCGGUGAGGAGGGCACGACACCGCUCGAGAUCCGGUUUCUGCACAACCCGAAGGAGAACCAAGGCUACGUCGGGUGUGCGCUGCAUGCCAAUGUGUACCGGUUCUACCAGAAGCCCGGAUCGAGCGAGUACACGGCGGAGAAGGUGAUCGAUGUACCGGCCAAAACGGUCGCUAACUAUGGCGAUGCGCAGAUCGGCGGAAUGAUGACGGACAUUCUGAUUUCGCUCGAUGAUCGCUUUCUGUACUUUAGCAAUUGGUUGCAUGGCGAUGUGCGCCAGUAUGAUAUCACCGAUCGGGCUAAUCCACGACUUACCGGGCAAGUGUUUCUCGGUGGAGCCAUUCAGAGUGACUCGAAGGUACGUGUCUUGAAGGACGAAGAGUUGACGGAACAACCGGCACCGAGGUUCGUGAAAAAUCGACGACUUGAGGGAGGACCUCAAAUGUUGCAGCUGUCGCUCGAUGGUAAGCGACUGUACGUUUCGUCCAGUUUGUUCUCUCCCUGGGAUAAGCAGUUCUACCCGGAGAUGGUACGAGCAGGCGGUACGAUCGUGCAGUUGGAUGUCGACGUGGAGAAUGGGGGCAUGAAGGUGAACGAAAACUUCCUGGUGGACUUUGCCGGGGAACCGUACGGACCGGGACUUCCCCAUGAGAUGCGGUACCCCGGUGGAGACUGCACCUCGGACAUCUGGCUGGUGGAUGAGUAGAUUGCGAAGAGGUUCAUUAAAUGUAUUACAUUUUUAACCAUUUAUCGACCGAUGGGUGAUUGCAGUGGCAUUUAUUUCAAAGUAUAAAUAUACAUUUCAACAUUCUACAAGCAAAGAGUAGCAAUUUGUCACCAA
Anopheles aquasalis is the source of this 1877-nucleotide messenger RNA. RefSeq names its product methanethiol oxidase. The record is from RefSeq and is a predicted model, not a curated record. Gene Ontology annotation, molecular function: selenium binding. NCBI's taxonomy places the organism in Eukaryota, Metazoa, Arthropoda, Insecta, Diptera, Culicidae.